Serendipita indica DSM 11827 is the source of this 360-nucleotide messenger RNA. The record is from the annotation of a GenBank genome assembly. NCBI's taxonomy places the organism in Eukaryota, Fungi, Basidiomycota, Agaricomycetes, Sebacinales, Serendipitaceae.
AUGGCCAAGACAAACGGUCUCAGUGCCAUUUACACGCCCGGUACCUCCAGCGAUUUGAAUGCGCCAUACUUCAAAGCCUCUCAAAACAACUGGAACGCUGUCGCCAAUUUCACCCUCAGAGUUCUCUCUACACAUCUCCCCGAACAAGGAUUCCUUGGAAGGGAUAUCCCUGGCGAAGCCGACUACCACGUAGGAGCAUGGCCCGCGUGUAUCACCAACAUCCUGGGAGCGAAGAAUGAAGCCGGAGCAUGGAAGUCGUUUGAGGCAUUUGGGCCUGUUCCAAAGAGCUUGCGGAAGUAUUUGGACGCGUGGACGACGAGAAAGUCAUGGAACACAGUCUACAAGAACAGGUUUCGCUAG